AAAAAGAAAUAGAGAAACUAGGAAGUAAAUUUUGGGAAUUGCAAGAAAACUCUGAAGACAAUGGCGGAAGAAACGCCGGAAGGACACCUGGUAGAGUCCAUGUCGGCGGAGGAGGAGGCCUCACCCAAUAAGAAUGAUGGGAAUGAAGGGACAAGUUCGGAAGAAUCUUCACUGGGAAGGUGUCUCUCUACUUUGAUCUCUACGAUAAUUCAAGAUUUCGAUAACAGAGCUGAACACACUCUUCGCAGCCAAGAUCAACUCUCCUUCGCCCUCCAUCGUCUUACUGCAGAGCUUGAUCAAUUGUUAGAUGAUGCACCAUUGCCUUUCGUUAUGCAGCAUGCUGCCAGAAUUUCUGGUGUUAGGAAAAGGUUUACAUCUCUAAAUUCAGUUUUAAAGUCCAUACAGCGCCGCAUUGAUAAUAUAGAUCGAACCUUGUCAGCUGCCUCGCUCCAAGGAAAACAUGUUGCACGAAGAGGUGAUUGAUGGGAAUGGAGAGGAGAAGGACAUUGGAACCCUCACAAUUUUAUCUUACUGCCACACAGAGGCCUUAUUUUGCAUGAGAUGUUUUGUUAUUGGAGGUCAAUUAUCCCCCACUCGUCCAAGUUGGAGAGUUUAGAAUUGAAGCAUAAGGAGAUAAGCUCUCUCUUCGUUUUUUCCUAUGCAUUCACCUUUUCUCCUAUUUACAUUCUCCUUCCAUCAAACAAGGAAAGAUCACACUGGCUCCAAAGGCAUUUAUCUACCACCUUUGUGACAGAUUCUUGUUCUUCAUAUUGACCUGGUUGUGAUGGAUGCUGAAUAAUUCCUUCUUCAAAAUUUUUUUUUCCCUUUGAGGAGUGUAUGGGGGACAGUUCUCGGUUUCAUAUGUUGGUGCGGUCUAUAGUGGGCAUUCAAAUUCUUUAGCAAAAGGUGUCACUAAUAGGAAUCCUUGCACCAAAAGGGCCUUUUUCUGAACGCUUUUUUUUUUUUUUAAUAACUUUAUGUGAUGGUAAGCUUUUCUUAACCUCUCUUAUAGGGUGGGAAAAGGUUGACUAGUUUACUCUGCUUAUCUUUUCGUACAUGGUAAUCAUCUGUUUGUUUUCACAGAGUUUAAUUCCAUAAUACCUUGUGCUCUCUCAAACACGUACCAAUUGUUACAUUUUGCACUUGUUAACUGGAAGCUUUUGUUUGCAUCAACUGUUAAAGCUUGCUCAACGUUUCAAUUUCUUUUUUGCUCAAUGGCAUCUGGCAGAGAAAGUGCUAACAGAAGGCGGGGGAUCACAUUAAGUAAGCUACAUCUGACGUUCAUCGCUCACUGCUACAUUGUCAUGGUGGAUACUUUGUGGGACAAACAAUUAAUGUAAUUCAGAAAUUUGGAGCAGAUUGCUUUUGUAGGCUUGUUUCUGAAAUUGAUGAUCUGAAUGCACAGGGCCUCAGAUUUGUCCCCUAGUUUCUUGAAUGCACAGGGUCUUUUUAUACUCCUUUAUGGUUCUGUGUCUGACUUUUUUCCUGAUGUCUGCAAUGCAAUGCCCAUGCAUGGUGUAGCCCCUUUCA
Messenger RNA from Coffea arabica (coffee), 1530 nucleotides. The record is from RefSeq and is a predicted model, not a curated record. NCBI's taxonomy places the organism in Eukaryota, Viridiplantae, Streptophyta, Magnoliopsida, Gentianales, Rubiaceae.